ACUCACACACACACACACACACACAGACUGAGGAUGAGGAGCUGCUGUGUGAGAUGAGGCGGGUUCUGCUGCUGCUGCUCCUGCUGGUGUCGGUGGAGGGCGGCAGGGUCCGGGGCCAGCACACACACACACCGGAGAGUUUUCCUCUGGACUUCACAGCGGUGGAGGGAAAUGUGGAGGGCUUCAUGGCGCAGGUGAAGAGCCUGGCCCAGUCGCUGUACCUCUGCUCCUCUCAGAGGCUGGAGCACCAGAUGAAGCUGCAGAUCCUCAAGAACACCUCCGUCACCUGUAAUGACGGAUCACCUGCGGGCUAUUAUAUAAAGGAGUCUCGAGGCAGCCGGAGGUGGCUGGUGUUCCUGGAGGGUGGAUGGUACUGCUUUAGCAAACACACCUGUGACAGUCGCUAUGAGAGCAUGAGAAGACUGAUGAGCUCCAGCAACUGGCCUCCCACCAGAACAGGAACUGGGAUUCUGUCUCCACAACCAGAAGAAAAUCCACACUGGUGGAACGCAAACACUGUGUUUGUGCCGUACUGCUCCAGUGACGUUUGGAGCGGCUCUACACCAAAGACUGACCAAAAUGAUUAUGCGUUCAUGGGAUCUCUGAUCAUUCAGGAGGUCAUCCAGGAGCUCUUAACUAAAGGACUCGACGGAGCCAAAGUCCUGCUGCUGGCCGGAAGCAGCGCGGGCGGCACCGGUGUGCUUCUGAAUCUGGACCGUGUGUGUGCGCGUCUGCAGGCGGAGGGUGUGUUCUCGGUGCAGGUGCGCGGGCUGGUGGACUCGGGCUGGUUUCUGGAUCAUCAGCAGUUCAGCAGAGGAGACUGUAGACACACACUCAGCUGCGCUCCCACUGACGCCAUCAGGAGAGGAGUCCGAUACUGGCACAGUGUGGUUCCCGAGCGCUGCAGUCGAGCUCAUGACGGACAGGACUGGAACUGCUUCUUCGGCUACAAGGUCCAGCCCACAAUCCAGAGCCCAGUGUUUGUGGUUCAGUGGCUGUUUGACGAGGCUCAGCUGGCGGUGGACAACAUUCACCUGACAGGUCAGAGACUGCAGGAGAGCCAGUGGAGAUACAUCCAGAACCUGGCCACAACACUCAGAAACACACUCGCCAACGUCACGGCCAUGUUUGCUCCCGCCUGUCUGUCUCACGAGAUCAUCACUAGAAGUUACUGGACAGAUGUGCAUGUGAAGGGCACAUCUCUGCCGCGGGCGCUCCAGUGUUGGGAUCGCAGCCUUCGUCACCAUGGCAACAGCAGCGCACAGGCUCCGCACCGCGGGUGCCCGCUGCAGUUGAUUGACAGCUGCCCUUGGCCGCACUGUAACCCAUCGUGCCCAAGUGUCCGAGAGCAGCAGAUGAGCGCAGUUCAGUUCCUCACAAAGCUGGGCUUCGACAUCCAGCGCAUGGCACAGCAGCAGGGCAUCGAACCCAACACACUACUGGGCAUGCUCAAUAACGGCUCCUAGAAAACUCACAGACAUCACAAUCGGGCAUCGAACCCAACACUCUACUGGGCAUGCUCAAUAACGGCUCCUAGAAAACUCACAGACAUCACAAUCGGGCAUCGAACCCAACACACUACUGGGCAUGCUCAGUAACAGCACCUAGAUAACUCACAGAUAUCGCAAUCGAGCAUUGAACCCAACACUCUACUGGGCAUGCUCAGUAACGGCACAUAGAAAACUCACAGACAUCACAAUCGGGCAUCGAACCCAACACUCUACUGGGCAUGCUCAGUAACGGCACAUAGAAAACUCACAGACAUCACAAUCGGGCAUGGAACCCAACACUCUACUGGGCAUGCUCAGUAACGGCACAUAGAAAACUCACAGACAUCACAAUCGGGCAUGGAACCCAACACUCUACUGGGCAUGCUCAGUAACGGCACAUAGAAAACUCACAGACAUCACAAUCGGGCAUGGAACCCAACACUCUACUGGGCAUGCUCAGUAACGGCACAUAGAAAACUCACAGACAUCACAAUCGGGCAUCGAACCCAACACUCUACUGGGCAUGCUCAGUAACGGCACAUAGAAAACUCACAGACAUCACAAUCGGGCAUGGAACCCAACACUCUACUGGGCAUGCUCAGUAACGGCACAUAGAAAACUCACAGACAUCACAAUCGGGCAUGGAACCCAACACUCUACUGGGCAUGCUCAGUAACGGCACAUAGAAAACUCACAGACAUCACAAUCGGGCAUCGAACCCAACACUCUACUGGGCAUGCUCAGUAACAGCACCUAGAUAACUCACAGACAUCGCAAUCGGGCAUCGAACCCAACACUCUACUGGGCAUGCUCAAUAACAGCACCUAGAAAACUCACAGACAUCACAAUCGGGCAUCGAACCCAACGCUCUACUGGGCAUGCUCAGUAACGCCACCUAGAAAACUCAGUGCUUUAUGAUGAAAAUUGAACGAAUCAGUUAUGAAGGUG
Molecule: messenger RNA, 2438 nt
Organism: Danio aesculapii
Lineage: Eukaryota; Metazoa; Chordata; Actinopteri; Cypriniformes; Danionidae
Gene: notum1b
Product: notum, palmitoleoyl-protein carboxylesterase b
Exons: 11
Coding region: 54-1466 (470 amino acids)
Molecular function (GO): hydrolase activity
Source: RefSeq, a predicted model, not a curated record